Molecule: messenger RNA, 1074 nt
Organism: Puccinia graminis f. sp. tritici CRL 75-36-700-3
Lineage: Eukaryota; Fungi; Basidiomycota; Pucciniomycetes; Pucciniales; Pucciniaceae
Exons: 4
Coding region: 1-1074 (357 amino acids)
Source: RefSeq, a predicted model, not a curated record
AUGGAAAAAACCGCCGAAAACGGUUCCCGCAAGUUCCUCAGUGUGGUCCCUUUUGAGACGAUUGAACCGUACAUGGUCGAUAUAACCGAAGAUCCCCCCGCCAUCACUCUAGAAUUUUUCCAAAGAGACCUCUACUGCCACCUCGAUGGACGCGAGAAGCUCUGGUACCUCUGUGACCACCUCCUUGAUUGGCUCAAGGAGGCCAAGAGGCUUCGACCGAAUCAAGCGAGCGUCCUCAUGACUAUGGAUGAUCCGAUUGCAUCUGAAAAAGAACAAAGAUCGGCCGAGCAGGUCCAGGAUGCCUUAGUGGCGGAGUUUGGGACAGACGAUGAGCGUGCGGUAUUGCAAAGAAAACAGAAAAGAAAAGAGGCUAAUCCUCGAUCCAAGACUGCCACCCCCCUCCAGGAGAUGAUGUCAAAGCUCUAUCGUGUUUGCCUUGACCAUUCGGAGAGCUCCACUGAGGGGGUGACGUUGGUAAACCCCGAUAACCCAGCGGUAUACAUGAGAAUUGGGCACGAGAGGCUCAAAGAGUGGGCUCAAGCGAUCAUCGAUGGGAUCGAUGGAGUUGAUACAACUCAUCCGCCAAAUAAGCUGCCCUUUGAGUGGGUCCCAAGGCCUGGAACUAGCUCAACCUCAACCUCGAUCUCUGAGGAUUUGAUCGCGUUAGUGAACCCAAUCAACAACCAACGAGCAUGGAGUACCGGCAGGGCAACUAGCUCAAUUGUAAACCGAGGUGGAGAAGCAGGUUUUUCUGCACAGUCGCCGCUUAUAAGGGCCCCACUUGAAGUACCCGGACAACACGCUCACUUCAACAACGAUCGCACACCACUGCCAAUCUUGGGUGUUGAACAACGCGGAACGAUGACCGCGUUCCUGGAGAAUGCAAUGAUUCCAUUGGACGAUCACUACACUCAAAUUCUCAUCGAACAUCAUAAGAUUCAUCAUUGGACCUACUUUCGACGAUCAACGAUGCUCGAGCUACUUGGAAUGGGGUUCGCGGCGGGCCCCUCUUGUUUACUAAUUGAUGCAGUUCCUCUCUUUGAAUCGGUCCUCAGACAUACCUCCCCCCAGUAG